Molecule: messenger RNA, 3578 nt
Organism: Candoia aspera
Lineage: Eukaryota; Metazoa; Chordata; Lepidosauria; Squamata; Candoiidae
Gene: DTX2
Product: deltex E3 ubiquitin ligase 2
Exons: 10
Coding region: 159-1955 (598 amino acids)
Biological process (GO): Notch signaling pathway; protein ubiquitination
Cellular component (GO): nucleoplasm
Molecular function (GO): zinc ion binding; ubiquitin protein ligase activity
Source: RefSeq, a predicted model, not a curated record
GCCUUUGGUUGUUGCCGCUUUUAUCUUCUGGAGUGUUUUCGGGUAGCAGCUUCAGGUCUAUCAAGGUAUUGUUGCUGAAGAUGACAGAUUGGAUUCUGAUUUAACACCGUUUCCAAGUUCUUGUCCACUUUUUUUUAAGGGGGGAAACCCAUUUAAAAAUGGCAACUUUGCCUAGUACAUCUGCUGGAGCUCCACCAUCACUCUCAGAUCCAGGAGUGGCUGUGUGGGAGUGGCAGGAUGAGUUUGGCAGGUGGAGGCCAUACCGAAGUAGUGUGUGUAGCUACAUUGAGCAAUCUUUCCAGGUUCUGAUGGUGAAAGGCCGGCGAUCAGUGGGAACUUGGCCCGUCAAUGGCAGCAUACCCUUGGGACAGGCUGACUCAACUCUGGCCCCCUACAUAAUUGACAUACCAAGUCUCACCCAGUUCCGGCAAGAUACAGGGGCCAUGCGGGCUGUGCGCAGACAUGUCUUCCAGCUCGAUUCGGCUGCUGGACAGGGAGUAGUUUGGGAGUGGCAGAAUGAUGAAGGAAGCUGGUUUCCAUACGAGAUGAAUGUUUGUGUCUAUUUGGAGCAAGCUUUCUCGCUCAGUAGCCUUCAGGUGGAUCUUGGGCCCUUUGGUUACAAUUAUGGGAUUGAUUUUGUAUCACUGACCCAGACUAACAAAACCACUGGGUACCAGCGAAGAAUCCGCCGGUGUGUGGACUCUCCGUACCCAGUAGCCACAGCCACAGGACCUCCUCACACUGGACCCACAUGUUCAUGCCAACAGUGCUUGUCCAGUAGUGGAACUGGCCCCAUAACCUCACGGUAUCGGCACUCAAUGGUGAACCUUCCUGGACUCUCAACAGGAAUGACUCCCAGAUUCCUUGCUGGAAUACAGGGGGCCAACAGAACCUCAGGACUCGGUGCUUCUCUGGUGGGCUUUGUGCCUUAUACUAAACCAGCCCUCUCUGGAGCAAGAUCAAUGCCGAGACUGAGCAUGCAGAGUGCAGGGCCAGCAUCACAAUCUGCAGCCAUUGGUGGGUCCAGCCCGGUGAAUGCGGCAUCCAAAGGAGUCAGUGUACCAAAGUUACCAGUGACCAUGCCCAGACCCAGCAAAGUGAAUGAAGCUCUGGCAGGCAUGAUGGCCUUUCUGAUGUCAGUCCCUGGAUUUCCUGUGCACCUCACCCAAGCGCCUCAGCCUGCCCGAACCCAUAGAGCCUCUAAAAAACUCUGCUCACUUAAGGAAAGGAGGAGAGUGGUCACCAAAGAUGGCAGGAGCAAUCCAGAAGAGGUUGUGAAGAAGUAUUUGGAGGAGCUGAAGACACCCCCAGUUGAUGAGGACUGCAUCAUCUGCAUGGAAAAAUUGGGUGCCCCUUCAGGGUACAGCGAUACCAGUGAGAGCAAGACAAUCCAACCUGGAAGUGUGGGGAGGCUGGCCAAAUGCACCCAUGCCUUUCACCUACUUUGUGUGCUGGCCAUGUAUACCAGUGGCAACAAGGAUGGCAGUUUACAGUGUCCCUCUUGUAAGGCCAUCUAUGGUGAGAAAACAGGCACACAACCCAGUGGCAAGAUGGAUGUUUACCAGCUCUCAGAGUCUCUUCCAGGGCACGAGAACUGUGGAUCAAUACAGAUUGCAUACUGUAUCAACAAAGGCAUUCAGGGCCCGGAGCAUCCCAACCCAGGGCUGCCAUACACUGCACGAGGGUUCCCACGGUAUUGUUACCUACCUGAUAAUGAGAAGGGACGAAAGGUGCUGGAACUCUUAAAGGUGGCUUGGAGAAGGCGCUUGAUCUUCACAGUGGGAACAUCCAGCACAACAGGCGAAAGCAACACUGUGGUAUGGAAUGAGAUCCACCACAAGACAGAGAUGACCUCCAAUGUCUCAGGCCAUGGCUACCCAGACCCUAACUACCUUGACAAUGUGCUGGCUGAGCUGGCAGCUCAGGGGGUCACAGAAGAUUGCCUGAGUCCAUGAGUUUAGCCUCCAUCCUGGGUUAGAGCUGCAGUAAACAGCGGAGUUCGUCUUCUCCUUGACUAUGGGUGCCUCUCUGUGGAGGGCGGCAGCAGCGGCAGCUACAGAUCCCCACCUCUGUUGCCUUAUGUUUGCUUGCCCUUUUGCUGAGCAAUAACAUGGUCUCUGGGAUUGCCCAGCAUGACUGUGGGGAGAAAGUACAUACAUGCAUACAUACAUAAUGAUGAUCUUUUAAGGGCAUUUACAGUCCUGAUGCAGGUUGAUUGUAUACAAUGAAACCUUCUCCCUCUAGCCAAAAUGCAUAAAAGGAGAGUGGCUUAAUCCUCACAUUGUCUCCUUCCAUAUGUGGUUGCAUUUGCAUGGGGGUUGAAAAUAUGCCAAGUGGCAGGAGGUGAGGGAAUAUUCUCUACUGUUUGUUCCUUCUCACUUUCCAUCAAGAAUCAGACGCUGCUUUGAGGCAGAUCUCUUGGAAAGGAUGAGUUUUCCCUACUUUAGUGCUUGAACAGAAUCUUGUCAGGGACAAAAGCAAUAUCAGAAUCUGAAGACAUAUAGUUAGCUUUCCACAAUUUACUAUCAACGUCUGGUAGAGUAUGGCUAUGACUAUCCCAGAUCGUACCAUAGCAGAUGGUAUCAUGUAGCAUCUUUGAUUUUAAAAGAGAGCUAAGUAGGGUUGGACCUGAUUUGUGCUUGGAUAGGAGGCCAGGAUGAAGUCCCAGGUCUGUAAGCUAGUCUGGGAAGUUGAAAAAAAAAUCCGAGAAGGAAUUUCUGUUCUGCCACCAAGGAAACUACUUGCAUGUGGCCAUGAGUUCAUCAGGAAUUGAGUCUGACAUAGACUUUCUAGGUUUCUUUCUAGUCAGUGGCCACACUGGCAACAAAAGGGAUAGAAGUUGUAAUCUACCCACCAGAAGGCAUCAGUUUGGGAAGACCAAUAUGGAGAACUGAGUUUUAAGCAGGGAACUGCCCCACAGGGACCAGGUGUUUGCAGUAUCCCUAGAUGGCAUCUGCAGUUCCCCAAAUAACAUUCAAAAAUUAAUUCAAAAAAUGUAAAUGGAGCCACAUGAGCAUUAAGCUCUCUCAUGCAAACUGUUGGGUGUUCUCGCCUGAAAUUUUGUGGAUCUCAUAUGGUUUGGUAAACUCAAGGUUGUGAUGAUUUUCCUUCUGCUGUUCUUUGGCGCCUGUGGUAUCAUGCAAAACUGCACAGCAGUGACCUGCACUUGAAAAUAUUGCUAGCUUUUGAGGCAUUGUCCAGAAUUCCAGAAUUUGUCAGGAUCAACUAUCUUCUUGUUAUAUCAGGCCCUCUAAAAUAGACUGUCAGUGUUCCCAUUUUACAGACCUUGGAGUGUGCAGUCAUCCAGCAAGAUCACAGUUGGGUGUGUUUAAAUUUAGAAGCUGUUUGUUACAGCUUUAAGACUAAAAAUUUUGAAUAAUUAUGCUUUAUAUAAUUGGAGAAUUAAUCUUUUUUUUAAAAAAAAUUGUACCAGGAAAAACUGGAUUCUGUAACUUGCAUAAAUUCUUCAAACUGGAUAGCUUUCUAUAUUUUGCAUAAUCCUCUGCUGCUUAUUUUGUUAGUCAUGGACAGAAGUAAAGACUUAGGCAGAGUCCUGCAAUACAUUUUAUACAGUUUCA